Dibothriocephalus latus is the source of this 855-nucleotide messenger RNA. NCBI's taxonomy places the organism in Eukaryota, Metazoa, Platyhelminthes, Cestoda, Diphyllobothriidea, Diphyllobothriidae. The record is from the annotation of a GenBank genome assembly.
UUCGGACUCGUUGGCGUUCAAUACCGUACCCCCCGGGUCAUUGAACGCACUCAUUAUCACAUAAUGUCGGAUAUCUUAGUUGAGUACUUCGACCACCUUCUGAAAAGUCGUUUCGGGGAUGCAGCUGUUGCAGUUGUGCGAAGCAUGCACAUCCGCGGCUCCGUCUCUCUCAAAGACGCUGACCGCAGCCUAUCGGGAAAAAUGGGACCGCGUAAGGUCGCGGCCUGCCUGAUGUCACUUUUACGCCACAGAAUUGUGCGCUUCGUCCCGGGCGAUACUAACAAAUAUGAUAUUAACCUGGAGGGUAUGCAAAUGUUAUCCAGGAUUCCAAUAUACUGCAAGCUCUGUUUACUGUUUUACGGCGAUGCCGCAGGAGACAUCCUUCUUCCCCUUUUUGCGACUGGGACCGCAAAAGCUUCCGAAAUCCUUCGUGCUGCUCUUAUGCGUAGUGCCAAAGGCAGUAAAGAAGACUAUAGGAAAUGUGAAUUGCUGGUGGAUACUCUGGCAAUUCUCACGAAGACUGGACUUUUGCAAUGUGUUAAAUCAGUCUGUCCUACAGAGGCGGGCGAUGAGGAGCAGGAACGCCCACCCCCUGAAUCUGCCGUUUCAAAAACGGAACUUCUCGAAAAUUUACAAAAAUUCGUUUCCGCCGGCGGGAAAGUUGAGAAAUUCCGUCAAAAUCUCCCCGCCACAAAACCGCCCAGUCUUUGGGAUAUUGUGCUGGUACCGAACAUUGACACUCUGAAUGCUCUCUGGAGAGAUCGAAUCAUUGCAGAAGUUGCUGCUGAGCGUAUCGAUGAGGUGAGAGCAGUCCACACAGCCCUUGCUCUUUUUAUUUGCCCUGCCUCUGUUUAG